Messenger RNA from Ananas comosus (pineapple), 621 nucleotides. Its product is annotated as serine/arginine repetitive matrix protein 1-like. Bases 1 to 621 code for a protein of 206 amino acids. The record is from RefSeq and is a predicted model, not a curated record. The transcript is spliced from 2 exons. NCBI's taxonomy places the organism in Eukaryota, Viridiplantae, Streptophyta, Magnoliopsida, Poales, Bromeliaceae.
AUGAACAUGCAGUAUACUGAAAAUGACAACACUAAAAUUGGUCAUGAUACUUCUCUUUUCUUGACCGAUAACGAGAAAUGUAAUGCUGCCGUGAACAUUCUUCUCGGCGUCGGCUCAGAGAUGGACCUGGGCCCCGCCUGGCUCCUCUCCUCCUCCUCUCCUCUCCUCUUCCCACUUCACUCAUCGCCCGCGUCCGCCGCGCGCCGCCGAGCGCCGCCCCCCUGCCGCCGCCGCCGCGCGUCCCGCGCCAUGCUGCGCGCCGCCUCUUCCCUCUCCCUUCCCUCUCCUCAUGCCGGGCCACGCGGUCCCCGCCCCACGUGCCGCUGCCCGCCGCAGCCCGCGAUCGCAAGCCGCAGCCACCGCACCCCGCUACGCACGAGCCGCCGGCCCGCGGCCCGCGUUGCUCGCCCCUGCCGCGCCUCGCUCGCCCACCUGUCCGCCGCGCCCCGCGCCGAGCUUCGGGCGCCUCCUGCCCGCCGCGCCCGCUGUCCGCUCCCAACGGCCCGGCCCGUCGCCGCGUCACGCGCGCCCCGCACUCGCGCCGCUGCACCACGGCCCGGCGGCUCGCCCCUGCCCGUGCCCCACGCUCUGCCACCUGUUCCAAAACUGAAGAUUCAUUAG